Messenger RNA from Colletotrichum costaricense, 3111 nucleotides. Its product is annotated as amidohydrolase. The transcript has 7 exons. Bases 1 to 3111 code for a protein of 1036 amino acids. NCBI's taxonomy places the organism in Eukaryota, Fungi, Ascomycota, Sordariomycetes, Glomerellales, Glomerellaceae. The record is from RefSeq and is a predicted model, not a curated record. Gene Ontology annotation, molecular function: transmembrane transporter activity; hydrolase activity, acting on carbon-nitrogen (but not peptide) bonds. Gene Ontology annotation, biological process: transmembrane transport.
AUGGCACAUGUUGAGAAGGUUUCAUUCUACGGCCCUCUCGUGCAUAACCUCGACACAGAAUCUCAAGCGGUUAGAAACUCGUCAACAAGCAGCACCAUGGAUGGGCCCCAAGGAGACACGUACCUUCCUCCUGGCAGUGCCAGACUUUUGUCAGAAGAAGAAUCCACUCUAGUCCUAAUUCCCACCCCAACCUCAGACCCUAAUGACCCCUUGAAUUGGAACCUAACCCGAAAAUGCGUCAACACUAUGUUCGUGCUUGCUGUCACUGUGGCAGUCUUCGCUGCAAUGACUAUGCAGAUGAUAUUCUGGCAGCAAAUGACGGUCGAGCUGGAUAUGACCUACGACGAACUCAACGCAGGUGUUUCUUUCAAUGUCGUCGGACUCGCCCUCGGAUGCCUUUGCAUCAUUCCCUUCACAAAGAAGUACGGUCGACGAUCCACAUAUAUCUUAUCGACCGCUAUAAUGGCUGCAACAUCCUGGUGGAGCAGCCGAUUGCGUACGGUUCCCGAGAUGUAUAUCACGAACCUACUCUAUGGCUUGGCUGGAUCAACAAACGAGACCAUAGCCGAGAUGACGAUUGCAGAUCUCUUUUUCGUUCAUCAGCGAGGCCUAGCAAACGGCUUUUACAUCACCGCCGUCAUGAUCGGGAAUUUUCUCGCCCCCACACUCGCCGGUCUCCAAGCAGCUUCGAUGGGUUGGCGAUGGGCCUACUACACUGUCGGGAUCUUCCUGACGCUUUUGUGUCUCUUGUUUUUGUUUUUCUUCGAAGAGACGAAGUAUGUGCCCAUCUCUGUUGGAUCCUCAACCACUGAAACUCCCGAUUUGGAGGAAAUAGCGAAUAAACUACACGAAACGAAGUGUGGCUCAGCCGCAGCAAACUCUGCCAGCGAUAUUAAACCUUUCGAGACACAUCCCAUUCAAGACAUCGAACGAGCCGAGCAGUCGACCUCGCUGCCCAAUACGUACUGUCAACGUAUGCGUUUGUCCACAACAACGGACGAACCACUGGUCUCCAGCUACAUUGCGCCUUUCAAGAUGGCCCUCUUUCCGCACGUACUCUUCUCAGCAAUCCAAUGUGCCAAUGCGGUGGCAUUUCUGGUCGCGCUGACAAGCUUAAACUCCAUCGUUUUCGCUGCUCCACCAUACAACUUCAACACAGCUGGAGUAGGUCUCAUGCUCAUCGGCCCAUUCGUUGGCAACAUGAUCGGCAGUCUGUACGGCGGGAUAUUUGGUGACUACGUUGUUGUCAGGCUCGCGCGUAAGAAUCGGGGUAUCUUUGAGCCUGAAAUGAGACUCUACGUACUCUUGCUACCUGCGUUGGUCAUGGGCGCUGGAAUGAUAAUAUUUGGUGUUACGGCAGAUUUGGGGAUGCACUGGAUAUAUCCGAGUAUCGGUGGUGCUUGUUUUGCUUUCGGCAUGAGCUCCAUGAUGGACGUUAGUUUCACGAUCAUCAUUGACACCUAUAAAGCCUGCACGAGGUACCUCAAUAUGCGGACUCUCAUCCAGAACGCCCGCAUGAUCACCACAGACGCUAAGGAAGCACGAGAACUGUGCUGUUUGGCAGUCAAUGACCACACUAUCCAACACAUUGGCCACCUUGACGACGCUUCCAUCCAGAACUUCUUACGCCAUGGAGAAGAAGUUCAGAUAGUCGACCUUCAACGGCGCGGUAUCAUGUCUUCGUUCAUCGAUGGGCAUACCCACCUACUCCAAUUCGGGAUUUCCCUGUCCAAAAUUUCUCUUGGAAAUUGUGCCAACCUGGAGGAGAUUCGACAGGUCAUUCAAUCAACUGCACAAGAGGAACCAGAUGCACAACGCUUGAUGUUUCAGGCCUGGAAGCAAUCGGCCACUGGAAGUCUCGUUAAUAGCGAAAUGCUGAACGAUCUCAGCGAACGCCCGAUUUAUAUUGAGUCGCAUGACUUACAUGCAGUAUGGUGUAACGCGGCCGCUGUGAGAGAAUUGGAGAUCCCCGACGAGGACAUACCUGGCGGUCGAGUUCAUCGCACUGCUGAUCACUUGCCAACCGGCUUGUUCGAAGAUGCUGCUGUCCUUGGCAUUAUUUGGCCGUUUUUGACACAAUGCUUGACGCACGAAGAGAAGUUGGACCGACUCCGAGAAGCCAUAGAAACAUACAAUCGCGCUGGUUAUACUUCGGCCAUUGACAUGGCGGUCGAUGAAGAUUACUGGAAUUUACUACGAGAGCUUUAUGAGAAGGGAGAGCUCAACCUACGCUUGGCCGUCCACUUUUUGGUCUCACCGACGGGCUCGACAGAGUCUGAUGUAGAGCAAGUGAGACGUGUCAGUCAGCUUCACGAAGCGUACAACAUCUUGACGUCUCCAGAUUUUCGGGUUGCGGGUAUCAAGCUCAUGUGCGAUGGCGUCAUUGACUCAUGCACAGCUGCCAUUUCUGAACCGUACAAGUCGACUGGACAGUCCGUACAGCCCUACUGGACCGCAGAAGCUCUGAGCAAGGUCCUGACUGCGGCAGAUGAUGGCAUGCUGCAAGUCGCAAUGCAUGCAAUUGGAGAUGAGGCGGUGACUCUGGCAAUCAACGGCUUGGAGGCGCUGGGUACGACGGGGAAACGGCAUCGCAUCGAACACUUGGAAGUCACCAAGCCCGAAGAUGCCAAGCGACUUGGGCGCUUGGGCAUCACUGCCUCUAUACAGCCCGUUCAUUGCGAUCCCGUCCAGAACAUUGACUGGACACCGCUCAUCGGACAAAAACUAUGCAGCCGAGCCUUUGCAUAUCGAGAGUUCGCGGACCACGGGGCUAGGAUCGCUAUUGGUAGCGAUGCGCCUACAGCUCCUCACUCGCCGUGGAAUAAUCUCUUCAACGCAACAACUCGCAAAUCUUAUAAUAGGCCGUAUGGAGAGGAAACGAUGAAUGUGGAAUUCAAGCUCACGCUCGUCCAAGCAUUGGCGGCUACCAAUAUCGGCGCCGCCUACUCUUGUUUUGCGGAGGAUAUGGUCGGAAGCCUUGAAGUGGGAAAACGAGCUGAUUUCAUCGUCCUUGAUCCGAUAGGUGACUGGAAGGGGGAACCAUUGUCACUUUUAUCAUGUAAUGUAACGAGCACUUGGCUGGGCGGGCGAAAGGCUUGGUCCAAAGACUAA